This is a messenger RNA of Orycteropus afer afer, 6724 nucleotides long. RefSeq names its product ATP binding cassette subfamily A member 1 (gene ABCA1). Gene Ontology annotation, molecular function: ABC-type transporter activity; lipid carrier activity; ATP hydrolysis activity. Gene Ontology annotation, cellular component: membrane; intracellular membrane-bounded organelle. The record is from RefSeq and is a predicted model, not a curated record. Lineage: Eukaryota; Metazoa; Chordata; Mammalia; Tubulidentata; Orycteropodidae. Gene Ontology annotation, biological process: transmembrane transport; lipid transport.
UUAAUGACCAGCCACAGUGUCCCCGCUGUGCGGUCCUGCCACUGCCUCCACGCAGGUUGCUGGGGACGCCGGCUGAGGUAACAUGGCUUGCUGGCCUCAGUUGAGGUUACUGCUGUGGAAGAACUUCACCUUCAGAAGAAGACAGACAUGUCAGCUGCUGCUGGAAGUGGCCUGGCCUCUAUUCAUCUUCCUGAUCCUCAUCUCUGUUCGGCUGAGUUACCCACCGUAUGAGCAACAUGAAUGCCACUUUCCAAACAAAGCCAUGCCCUCUGCAGGAACCCUUCCUUGGGUUCAGGGGAUUAUCUGUAAUGCCAACAACCCUUGUUUCCGUUAUCCGACUCCUGGUGAGGCUCCCGGGGUUGUUGGAAACUUCAACAAAUCCAUUGUGUCUCGCCUGUUUUCAGAUGCUAAGAGGCUGCUUCUCUAUAGCCAGAAAGAUACCAGCAUGAAGGACAUACACAAAGUACUGAGAACAUUACUCCAGGUGGAGAAUUCCAGCUCAAGUUUGAAGCUUCAGGACUUUCUGGUGGACAAUGAAACCUUCUCAGGAUUCCUGCAUCACAACCUUUCUCUGCCAAGGCCGACUGUGGACAGAACGAUGGGAGCUGGCGUCCGUCUCUACAAGGUGUUUCUGCAUGGAUACCAGUUCCACCUGACCAAUCUGUGCAGUGGAUCCAAAUUAGGAGAGGUGAUCUAUCUCAGUGACCAAGAUGUUUCCAAGCUUUGCAGCCUGCCUAGGGAGAAGCUGGAUCUGUUCAGCAUGAAGAGCUGGAGUGACAUGAGGCAGGAGGUGAUGUUUCUGACCAACGUGAAUGGCUCCAGCUCUUCCACCCAGAUAUACCAGGCAGUGUCCCGCAUUGUCUGUGGCCAUCCUGAGGGUGGGGGCCUGAAGAUCAAGUCCCUCAACUGGUAUGAGGACAAUAACUACAAAGCCCUCUUUGGGGGCAAUGGCACUGAGGAGGAUGCUGGCACCUUCUAUGACAAUUCUACAACCCCUUACUGCAAUGAUUUGAUGAGGAAUUUGGAGUCCAGCCCUCUUUCCCGCAUCAUCUGGAAAGCUCUCAAGCCUCUGCUUGUGGGGAAGAUCCUGUAUACGCCUGACUCUCCAGCCACAAGGCAGGUUAUGGCUGAGGUGAACAAGACCUUCCAGGAACUGGCUGUGUUCCACGACCUAGAAGGCAUAUGGCAGGAGAUCAGCCCCAAGAUCUGGACCUUCAUGGAGAGCAGCCAAGAAAUGGACCUUGUCCGGACACUGUUGGACAGCAGAGGCAAUGGCCACUUUUGGGAAGAGCGGUUGGAUGGCUUAGGCUGGACGGCCCAAGACAUUGUGGCAUUUCUGGCCAAGCACCCAGAGACUGUCCAGACUGGUAAUGGCUCUGUGUACACCUGGAGAGAGGCUUUCAACGAGAGUAGCCGGGCAAUCCAGACCAUAUCUCGCUUCAUGGAGUGUGUCAACCUGAACAAACUGGAACCAAUUGCAACAGAAGUGCAGCUCAUCAACAAGUCCAUGGAGCUGCUGGAUGAGAGGAAGUUCUGGGCGGGCAUUGUGUUCACUGGAAUCACUCCCAGCAGCGUUGAGCUGCCCCAUCAUGUCAAGUACAAGAUUCGAAUGGACAUUGACAAUGUGGAGAGGACAAAUAAAAUCAAGGAUGGGUACUGGGACCCGGGUCCUCGGGCGGAUCCCUUUGAGGAUCUGCGAUACGUCUGGGGGGGCUUCGCGUACCUGCAGGACGUGGUGGAGCAGGCCGUCAUCAGGGUGCUGACUGGCACCGAGAAGAAAACUGGAGUUUACGUGCAGCAGAUGCCCUACCCCUGUUAUGUCGAUGACAUCUUCCUGCGGGUGAUGAGCCGGUCCAUGCCGCUCUUCAUGACGCUGGCCUGGAUCUACUCCGUGGCUGUGAUCAUCAAAGGCAUCGUGUACGAGAAGGAGGCGCGGCUGAAGGAGACCAUGCGGAUCAUGGGGCUGGAUAACGGGACCCUGUGGUUUAGCUGGUUCAUCAGCAGCCUCAUCCCUCUGCUCGUGAGCGCCAGCCUGCUGGUGGUCAUCCUGAAGUUAGGAAACCUGCUGCCCUACAGCGACCCCAGUGUGGUGUUUGUCUUCCUCUCCGUGUUUGCCGUGGUGACCAUCCUGCAGUGCUUCCUUAUCAGCACGCUCUUCUCCCGAGCCAACCUGGCAGCAGCCUGUGGGGGCAUCAUCUACUUCAUGCUGUACCUGCCCUACGUCCUGUGUGUGGCAUGGCAGGACUAUGUGGGCUUCACCCUCAAGAUCUUUGCCAGCCUGCUGUCUCCUGUGGCUUUUGGGUUUGGCUGUGAGUACUUUGCCCUUUUCGAGGAGCAGGGCAUUGGUGUGCAGUGGGACAAGCUGUUUGAGAGCCCUGUGGAGGGAGAUGGCUUCAACCUCACUACUUCGGUCUCCAUGAUGCUGUUUGACACCUUCCUCUAUGGGGUGAUGACGUGGUACAUCGAGGCUGUCUUUCCAGGCCAGUAUGGACUUCCCAGGCCCUGGUAUUUCCCUUGUACCAAGUCCUAUUGGUUCGGCGAGGAAAGUGGUGAGAAGAGCCAUCCUGGUUCCAGCCAGAAGGGAACAUCAGAAAUCUGCAUGGAGGAGGAGCCCACUCACCUGAAGCUGGGAGUGUCCAUUCAGAACCUGGUGAAGGUUUACCGUGAUGGCAUGAAGGUGGCAGUCGAUGGGCUGGCACUGAAUUUUUAUGAGGGCCAGAUCACCUCCUUCCUGGGCCACAAUGGAGCGGGGAAGACCACCACCAUGUCAAUCCUGACUGGGUUGUUCCCUCCCACCUCGGGCACCGCCUAUAUCCUGGGGAAAGACAUCCGCUCCGAGAUGAGCGCCAUCCGGCAGAACCUGGGCGUCUGUCCCCAGCAUAAUGUGCUGUUUGACAUGCUGACUGUCGAAGAGCACAUCUGGUUCUAUGCUCGCCUGAAAGGUCUCUCUGAAAAGCACGUGAAAGCAGAGAUAGAGCAAAUGGCUCUGGAUGUUGGCCUGCCACCCAGCAAGCUGAAAAGCAAAACAAGUCAGCUAUCAGGUGGAAUGCAGAGAAAGCUGUCUGUGGCCUUGGCCUUCGUGGGGGGAUCCAAGGUUGUCAUUCUGGAUGAGCCUACAGCCGGCGUGGACCCUUACUCCCGCAGGGGCAUAUGGGAGCUGCUGCUGAAAUACCGACAAGGCCGCACCAUCAUUCUCUCCACACACCACAUGGAUGAAGCGGACAUUCUAGGGGACAGGAUUGCCAUCAUUUCCCAUGGGAAGCUAUGCUGUGUGGGCUCCUCCCUGUUCCUGAAGAACCAACUGGGAACAGGCUACUACCUGACUCUGGUCAAGAAGGAUGUUGAGUCCUCGCUCAGCUCCUGCAGAAAUAGCAGUAGCACCGUGUCAUACCUGAAAAAGGAGGACAGUGUUUCUCAGAGCAGUUCUGAUGCUGGCCUGGGCAGCGACCAUGAAAGUGACACGCUGACCAUCGAUGUCUCUGCUAUCUCUAACCUCAUCAGGAAGCAUGUGGCUGAGGCCCGGCUUGUGGAAGACAUUGGGCAUGAGCUGACCUACGUGCUGCCCUAUGAAGCUGCCAAGGAGGGGGCCUUUGUGGAACUCUUCCAUGAAAUUGAUGACCGACUGUCAGACCUGGGCAUCUCUAGUUAUGGCAUCUCAGAGACCACCCUGGAAGAAAUAUUCCUCAAAGUGGCUGAAGACAGUGGGGUGGAUGCUGAGACCUCAGAUGGCACCUUGCCAGCUAGACGGAACAGACGGGCCUUUGGGGACAGGCAGAGCUGUCUUCGCCCAUUCACAGAAGACGAUGCCAUGGAUCCCAAUGAUUCUGACGUAGACCCAGAAUCCAGAGAGACAGACUUACUCAGUGGGAUGGACGGCAAAGGCUCCUACCAGGUGAAAGGCUGGAAGCUCACACAGCAGCAGUUCGUGGCCCUUUUGUGGAAGAGGCUGCUGAUUGCCAGGAGGAGUCGGAAGGGAUUCUUUGCUCAGAUUGUGUUGCCAGCUGUGUUUGUCUGCAUUGCCCUGGUGUUCAGCUUGAUUGUGCCACCCUUUGGCAAGUACCCCAACCUGGAACUUCAGCCAUGGAUGUACAACGAACAGUACACAUUUGUCAGUAAUGAUGCCCCUGAGGAUACAGGCACUCAGAAGCUCUUGAAUGCCCUCACCAGAGACCCUGGCUUUGGAACCCGAUGCAUGGAAGGCAAUCCUAUCCCAAACAUGCCCUGCUUGGUGGGGGAAGAGGAGUGGACUACUGCCCCAGUCUCCCCGACCAUCACAGACCUCUUCCAAAAGGGGAACUGGACGAUGGAGAAGCCCUCACCAGCCUGCCAGUGUAGCAGCGACAAAAUCAAGAAGAUGCUGCCCGUGUGUCCCCCAGGGGCAGGGGGGCUGCCUCCUCCACAAAGGAAACAGAAUACCGCGGACAUCCUUCAGAACUUGACGGGAAGAAACAUUUCAGAUUAUCUGGUGAAGACGUAUGUGCAGAUCAUAGCCAAAAGCUUAAAGAACAAAAUCUGGGUGAAUGAAUUUAGGUAUGGUGGGUUUUCCCUGGGUGCCAGUAAUGCUCAAGCACUUCCUCCGAGUGAAGAAGUUAAUGAUGCCAUCAAGCAAGUGAAGAAACACUUGAAGCUGGCCAAGGACAGUUCUGCAGAUCGCUUUCUCAGCAGCUUGGGACGGUUCAUGACUGGACUGGACACCAAAAAUAACGUCAAGGUGUGGUUUAACAACAAGGGCUGGCAUGCCAUCAGCUCUUUCCUGAACGUCAUCAACAAUGCCAUCCUCCGGGCCAACCUGCAGAAGGGAGAGAACCCGAGGAAGUACGGAAUCACUGCUUUCAAUCACCCACUGAACCUCACCAAGCAGCAGCUCUCGGAAGUGGCUCUGAUGACCACGUCAGUGGAUGUCCUCGUUUCCAUCUGUGUCAUCUUUGCAAUGUCAUUCGUCCCGGCCAGCUUUGUCGUGUUCCUGAUCCAGGAACGGGUCAGCAGAGCGAAACACCUGCAGUUCAUCAGUGGAGUGAAACCUGUCAUCUACUGGCUGUCUAAUUUUGUCUGGGAUAUGUGCAACUAUGUGGUUCCUGCCACGCUGGUCAUUAUCAUCUUCAUCUGCUUCCAGCAGAAGUCCUAUGUGUCCUCCACCAAUCUCCCAGUGCUAGCUCUUCUACUUUUGCUGUAUGGAUGGUCGAUCACACCUCUCAUGUAUCCAGCCUCCUUUGUGUUCAAGAUCCCCAGCACGGCCUAUGUGGUCCUCACCAGCGUGAACCUCUUCAUAGGGAUCAACGGCAGCGUUGCUACUUUUGUGCUGGAGCUCUUCACCAAUAAUAAGCUGAAUAACAUCAAUGAUAUCCUGAAGUCUGUGUUCUUGAUCUUCCCACAUUUUUGCCUGGGACGGGGGCUCAUUGACAUGGUGAAAAACCAGGCAAUGGCUGAUGCCUUGGAAAGGUUUGGGGAGAACCGCUUUGUCUCACCACUCUCUUGGGACUUGGUGGGACGGAACCUGUUCGCCAUGGCUGUGGAAGGGGUGGUGUUCUUCCUCAUUACUGUUCUGAUCCAGUACAGAUUCUUUAUCAGGCCCAGACCUAUAAAAGCAAAGCUCCCUCCUCUGAAUGAUGAGGAUGAAGAUGUGAGGCGAGAAAGGCAGAGGAUUCUUGAUGGUGGAGGACAAAAUGACAUCUUGGAAAUCAAAGAGUUGACUAAGAUCUACAGAAGGAAGAGGAAGCCUGCAGUCGACAGGAUUUGUGUCGGCAUUCCCCCUGGCGAGUGCUUUGGACUUCUGGGAGUUAACGGGGCUGGGAAGUCAUCAACUUUCAAGAUGUUAACUGGAGAUACCACUGUGACCAGAGGAGAUGCUUUUCUUAACAAAAAUAGUAUCUUAUCAAACAUCCACGAAGUGCAUCAGAACAUGGGCUAUUGCCCUCAGUUUGAUGCCAUCACGGAGCUGCUGACUGGGCGAGAGCACGUGGAGUUCUUUGCUCUCUUGAGAGGAGUCCCCGAGAAAGAAGUUGGCAAGGUCGGCGAGUGGGCAAUUCGGAAACUGGGCCUUCUGAAAUACGGAGAAAAAUAUGCCGGGAACUACAGUGGAGGCAACAAACGCAAGCUUUCCACGGCCAUGGCUCUGAUUGGGGGGCCUCCCGUGGUGUUUCUGGAUGAACCGACCACAGGCAUGGAUCCCAAAGCCCGGAGGUUUCUGUGGAACUGUGCCCUAAGUAUCAUCAAGGAGGGGAGAUCAGUGGUGCUAACAUCUCACAGCAUGGAAGAGUGUGAAGCUCUUUGCACUAGGAUGGCAGUUAUGGUCAAUGGGAAGUUCCGGUGUCUGGGCAGUGUUCAGCAUCUGAAAAACAGGUUUGGAGAUGGUUACACAAUAGUUGUACGAAUAGCGGGAUCAAACCCAGACCUAAAGCCUGUCCAGGAAUUCUUCGGACUCGCCUUUCCAGGAAGUGUCCUGAAAGAGAAACACCGGAAUAUGCUGCAGUACCAGCUUCCAUCUUCGUUAUCCUCUCUGGCCAGGAUAUUCAGCAUCCUCUCCCAGAGCAAGAAGCGGCUCCACAUAGAAGACUACUCUGUUUCUCAGACAACACUUGACCAAGUAUUUGUGAACUUUGCCAAGGACCAAAGUGAUGAUGACCACUUAAAGGACCUGUCAUUACACAAAAACCAGACAGUAGUGGACGUUGCAGUUCUUACAUCUUUUCUGCAGGAUGAGAAAGUGAAAGAAAGUUAUGUAUGA